This is a messenger RNA of Lactuca sativa (garden lettuce), 897 nucleotides long. Its product is annotated as pectinesterase 2. Lineage: Eukaryota; Viridiplantae; Streptophyta; Magnoliopsida; Asterales; Asteraceae. Gene Ontology annotation, molecular function: pectinesterase activity. The record is from RefSeq and is a predicted model, not a curated record. Gene Ontology annotation, biological process: cell wall modification.
AUGGUGAUUGUGGUGGUGGUGGUGGUAGUGGCAGUGUUGACUAGUGCAUGUAUUAGUCUAUUAGGCCAAGUGAAGCUCUUGGCUUACCUUAAAAAGAUUGACGAUUUGGUAAGGCAAGAAUCUCCUUUUCCUCUCCCCUUGUUAACAUCAUUUUCUUCUUCAUUCAUAGCUUCUUCUUCUUCCUUAAAAUCUUGUUAUCAAGACACUUUAUUUGUCUUAGCUCAACGACAAUUCUACAAGCUUUGCUAUGUUUAUGGCACAAUCGAUUUCAUAUUUGGUAAUGCGGCAGUCGUGUUUCAAAACUGCAUGAUUUUAGCAAGAAAACCUUUGAAUGGACAAGCAAAUAUGAUAACAGCUCAAGGUCGUGGUGAUCCAUUCCAAAACACGGGAAUAUCAAUUCAUAAUUCUCGUGUUAUGGCAGCACCCGACUUGAAGCCUUUAGUAGGGUCUGUUCAAACAUUCUUGGGCCGACCAUGGCAAGAAUAUUCUAGGACUGUUUACAUGAAAACAUUCAUCGAUACACAUGUUAAUCCACAAGGAUGGUCACCAUGGGGGAAUACUGAUUUUGCAUUUAAGACAUUGUAUUUUGGUGAAUAUGCGUGCUUUGGGCCCGGUGCAACUACACAAAAUAGAGUCGAAUGGCCUGGAUAUCAUGACAUAAAGACACAAAGUGAAGCUUCACAGUUUACCGUAGAAAAUCUUAUAUCGGGUCGGGGUUGGUUGCGGGCUACCGGAAUUCCAUUUAUUGUCGGGUUGUGAUUAUAAAAUUACUUAUUUUUAUAGUUAUCUUACAUUCUUUGAUUUAAGAACCAAAUGCAUAUUUAUGUAUAUAAUUUAAUAAAGACAAAAUUGCAAUAAUUGUCGAUGUUUAGUUGAAAAUUGUCAUUUUAAUUCAAA